GAUCGGACGCCGCGGCGGUUGGAAGUGUUUUGCGCGACUACCUGCUAAAGGGAUUUAAACGUUGUGUUCGGGAGCUCUACAACACACAUUCCACAGUGGAAAACCUGAAUUGUAUGAGUGCGCGUUUGUGUACCGUACAUUUGCGGUGUGCGUGAGUUUCGUCGUUUGGGGCAGCGGUGGCAGAGUGCUUUAUUUUUAAUUCUGAAGCGCUGCUUCCAGGAGUUAUUUGGCCAAACCAUUUUCAGUAAUGUGUAUCGCGUAAAGAAUACAACAAGUGGUCCAAGAUGCAUCUAGUGAUAGGAUUUAUGUUAGCAUUAUGCAUCGGCAGCGGGUUGCGGCCAGCGAAUGCAGAAUACUACCAGAAAAACACCUACUCCGAGUACAACUGCAAUGAGCCGCUAUUGCAGAGCGCCAAGCUGAGUGCCACAUCGCAGCUACGGGAACGAGGGCCGGAAAAUGCCCGCUUGAAUGCCCGCUCGGCGUGGACACCGGUCGAGAACACCUACUUCCACUUCCUGACCGUCGACCUGGGCGGGCGCAAGAUGGUCCGGAAGAUAGCGACGGCCGGCCGGGACGGCACCAGUGAGUGCGUCACCGAGUACAUCGUGCAGUACUCGGACGACGGCGAAAUGUGGAAGUCGUUCACCGACAGCGACGGGGAGGAGCAGCUUUUCAAAGGCAACAAAGACGGUAACUCCAUUCGCCACAACUCAUUCGAAGUGCCAAUCAUUGCCCAGUGGAUCCGCAUCAAUCCCACUCGCUGGCAGAAUCGCAUCUCCCUGCGUGUCGAACUGUACGGAUGUUACUAUGAAUCCGAAAACGUCUACCUCAACGGAACGGGCCUUAUCCGGUACGACUUGCUGCGGGUACCGAUUGCCGCCACACGGGAAACCAUUCGGUUCCGUUUCAAAACGGCCCAGGCCAACGGAAUCCUGCUGUAUUCGAGAGGAACCCAAGGCGAUUACUUAGCGUUGCAGAUCAAGAACAAUCGAAUGGUUUUGAACUUGGACUUGGGGUCGAAGAUCAUGACCUCGCUGUCGGUGGGCAGCCUGCUGGACGACAACAUCUGGCACGAUGUGGUAAUUUCGAGAAACCGACGGGAUAUCAUGUUCAGUGUCGAUCGGGUGAUCGUGGAGAAGAAAAUCAAAGGAGAGUUUGACAAACUGAAUUUGAACAGGGCGUUCUACAUCGGAGGUGUUCCAAAUCUGCAGGAAGGUUUGAUCGUGCAACAGAAUUUCACCGGUUGCAUCGAGAAUCUGUAUCUCAAUGCGACCAACUUUAUUCGAGACAUGAAGGAAGCAUUUUACGAGGGGGAACACUUGCGCUAUCUCAAAGUGAAUGUCAACUACAACUGUCCGGAGCCUCCGAUUAGUCCGGUGACGUUCCUCACCCGUGGGUCCCACGCACGUUUGAAGGGAUACUACAGCGUGAAGCAGCUGAACGUGAGCUUCUCGUUCCGGACGUACGAGGAGAAGGGUUUGAUGUUGCACCACGAUUUCCUGAAGGGGUCGGUCAAGGUGUACCUGGAGGAUGGAAAGGUGAAGGUCGGACUGAAGACUGAGAAUGAAGAGAGGGCACCUAUGACCGUGUUGGAUAACUACGAUGUGCAGUUCAACGAUGGAAAUUGGCACUCGCUGAUGUUGGCGAUUAAGAAAAACAGCUUGGUGCUGAGCAUUGAUGAACGUCCGAUGGAGACGACUAAACAAUUGGACAUCAAUACCGGCGAACUGUAUUACAUCGGCGGAGGCAAAACCAAGGACGGUUUCGUCGGUUGCAUGCGAACCAUCAUUAUCGACGGUAACAUUCGACCUCCGUCGGACUGGAAGGAAGAAGAGUACUGCUGCAAGGGAGAAAUGCUGUUCGACGCCUGCCAUAUGAUCGACCGAUGUAAUCCGAACCCGUGCAAGCACAACGGAGUUUGCAAGCAGAACUCGUUGGAGUUCACUUGCGAUUGUUCGGGAACGGGAUACGCCGGAGCCGUGUGUCAUACCUCGUUGAACCCACUGUCCUGCCAGGCGUAUAAAAACGUAAAUGUAGUGCAGUCACGGACUACGAUCAACAUCGAUGUGGACGGAAGUGGUCCGCUAGCGCCGUUCCCAGUAACUUGUGAGUUCUACUCGGACGGUCGAGUAAUUACGGUAUUGAGUCACAGCUCGGAACAUACGACUAGGGUGGAUGGAUUUGCCGAGCCGGGAUCCUUCGAGCAGAAUAUCAUCUACGAGGCAGAUUUGCCGCAAAUUGAGGCACUGCUGAAUCGAUCGCAGUCCUGUUGGCAGCGAUUGAACUACGCUUGCCGAUCGUCCAGAUUGUUCAACUCACCUUCGGAAGUGGAAACGUUCCGACCUUACUCAUGGUGGGUUUCGCGGCACAAUCAGCCGAUGGAUUAUUGGGCGGGUGCCUUGCCAGGAUCGAGAAAAUGCGAGUGUGGUAUUUUGGGGACGUGUGUUGAUCCAACGAAGUGGUGUAACUGCGAUGCGAACAGCUUAGAGUGGCAAGAGGAUGGCGGAGAGAUUCGCGAGAAGGAGUAUCUACCGGUGAAGGCAUUGAGGUUUGGUGAUACGGGAACUCCGGUCGAUGAGAAGCUGGGCCGCUAUACUUUAGGACCUCUAAAAUGUGAAGGUGACGAUCUGUUCAAUAACGUUGUGACAUUCCGUAUUAAGGACGCUACGAUCAAUCUACCGCCGUUCGACAUGAGUCACUCGGGAGACAUUUACUUUGAGUUCAAGACCACAACCGGGGAUGCGGUAAUUUUGAAUGCGAAAGGACCUACAGAUUUUAUUCGUUUGAACAUCGUUGGAGGUACGAAGUUGCUUUUCGAAUACCAGGCUGGAACGGGAACUCAGAAGGUUUAUGUGGAAACAAGCUAUCGGCUAAGCGAUAACCGUUGGCACUCGGUGAGUGUUGAGCGUAAUCGCAAGGAAGCUCGACUGGUAGUUGAUGGAUCUAUCCGCGCUGAAGUCAGGGAACCUCCAGGUCCGGUUCGGGCACUGUAUUUGACUUCCGAACUAGUGUUGGGAGCUACUAUUGAUUACCGGGACGGAUUUGUUGGAUGUAUUCGGGCGUUCCUAUUGAAUGGAAACCACGUAGAUCUGAAGCGUUAUGCUGAAAAGAAGUUGUACGGCGUUACUCCAGGAUGCGUAGGACGUUGCGAAUCCAAUCCUUGUUUGAACAAUGGAACCUGUACGGAACGUUACGACAACUUUUUGUGUGAUUGCCGUUGGAGUGCUUUUAAGGGUCCGAUUUGCGCUGAUGAAAUUGGAGUCAACAUGAAGGCCAGUUCGAUGAUCAAGUACGAUUUCCAGGGUGCUUUCCGUUCAACACUACAUGAGCGUAUUCGUGUCGGUUUCACAACAACUCAACCGAAGGGUUUCUUGCUAGGAUUCUUCUCAAACCAAUCGAAAGAAUAUUUAACGAUCAUGGUUUCCAACUCUGGGCAUCUUCGAGUGGUGUUCGAUUUUGGUUUCGAAAGGCAGGAGUUGAUUUAUCCAACAAAGAACUUUGGUCUCGGUCAGUACCAUAACGUGCGGUUUUCGAGAAAGAAUGGUGGGGCAACUGCAGUUUUGGAAAUUGAUGAUUAUGAACCUCAGGAGUACCAUUUUGACAUCAAGGAUUCGGCUGAUUCUCAAUUCAACAAUAUUGAGUACAUGUACAUCGGGAAGAACGAAACAAUGAAGGAUGGUUUUAUUGGAUGUAUCUCGAGGGUAGAGUUUGACGAUAUCUAUCCGUUGAAGUUCCUUUUCCAGGAGAACCCACCUCCAAAUGUAAAAUCUUUGGGAACUCCCUUGACGGAAGAUUUCUGCGGAGUCGAACCCGUCACACACCCUCCAAUCGAGAUUGAAACUCGUCCUCCACCAGUAGUUGAUGAGGACAGACUACGCGAUGCUUAUGGUCCGGACACCGCUAUACUGGGUGGUGUUCUGGCCGUACUUUUCUUACUACUUAUUAUUAUGGCCAUUUUAAUAAGCCGCUACAUGAAUCGCCACAAGGGUGAAUAUCUGACGCAAGAAGACAAGGGAGCGGAUGCGGCUCUCGAUCCGGACGAUGCCGUCGUGCAAUCGACGACUGGCCAUCAAGUGACAAAACGGAAAGAAUGGUUUAUUUAAUGAUCUAAACUGCAGAAACAAGCUUUGGUUUCAGAUAAGAAUCUGAUACGGGCAUUUUGACUCCGUGAAAAGGGAAUGCAAACAUCAAAUCAACAAAUUAACAGCAGCUGUAAAUAAUGUGUUCAACACGCGUAUCUACGAAGAUCUUCCGUUCAGAAGUUGAUGGGUUUUCGUCCGUAUCGUUCGUUAGCUUUUUCUAUUUAUCCAUCAUCUACCUACCACCAAUUGUGGCAGUCAUUCACGAGUACAUCACUUCGAAGACUCAAAUGACACGAGAGUGAAAAUUGGGCCUUGAAACAAAAAUACGAACACAAAAGUAAAAAAAAAAUACAAACCGAAACGGAAGCAGCAUUUCGAUUAGUCCUAGAUUGUUUUGAUUUUUAUUUUUAAGGCGAUAGAUUUUUUAUUACAAUUGAUUUUACCCGUCCAUUAUCGUACUUUAUUUUUUUAAUUUUUAACAGUAAGUGAUUAAAUUCUAACAAUCGAAUGAUGAUAAUCUGAAUUGUAAUUGUUAAGAACGUAAUUAAGUUCGAAAUCCAACCACAAUGCAAAAUAGAAGCAUCUGAAAGCUGGCAUGGAAGUGUUAAAAAAAAGUUUUCAGUAGGUUUAGUGAAACGAGAUUUGUUGUGUUUAGAAUCUCAUUUUUUUAGAAUGAAAAGGAUGAGUAGAAUCAUCAUUAGCAUUUCAGAGAAGGAAAAAGUCUCCCAGCAAAACAAAUUAACUAAGAAAAACUACAGAGGCGACUUUAAUUUUUUGUAGAAGGCUGAUUUUCAGUCAAGUUUACAGCUGAAGCCAUGUCUGAUGUGUAAAUAGUUUUUCAAAAUACAAAUACAUUUCAAAACACAAAAACAA
Messenger RNA from Armigeres subalbatus, 4955 nucleotides. It is a transcript of the gene Nrx-IV, whose product is annotated as neurexin-4. The transcript has 10 exons. The record is from RefSeq and is a predicted model, not a curated record. The coding region runs from base 285 to 4103 and encodes 1272 amino acids. NCBI's taxonomy places the organism in Eukaryota, Metazoa, Arthropoda, Insecta, Diptera, Culicidae.